Messenger RNA from Paramecium pentaurelia, 789 nucleotides. The record is from the annotation of a GenBank genome assembly. Lineage: Eukaryota; Ciliophora; Oligohymenophorea; Peniculida; Parameciidae.
AUGGAUAAUUAAAAUUUUCUGUAUUUAUCAUUAGGUGCUUAUAUUGGAGUAAGUUUUAGAUUAGAAAUUGUAUCGAUUGUCAGCAACUUUCUUACUGAUUAAUCUAUACCUAUAGAUUUAAUUGAUAAUUUCAUUGGAUCAUUUGUUAUUGGAUUUUAUAAUGAUAGAUAUAAAAAUAAAGAUUUCAGUUCUCAUUUAGCUAUCAGCACAGGAUUUUGUGGAUGUUUAACUACUUUUUCAUCUUGGAUUAUUGGAAUCAUUAAUUUAGCUAAUUAGGAAUUAUGGUUUAAUAGUAUGAUUAAUCUAUUUAUUGGAACAACAAUUUCAUAUUCUGGAUUCAAACUUGGUUAGAAUGCUGAAACUGAAUUCAAAUUUCCAUUUCAUUCAAAAUUAAUAUAUUUAGCAUUUCUUAAAUUGAUAAUAGUUUAAGUAUUAUUUAAAAGAUGGACUAUGAUAGUAACAGCAUUAUUAUCACCUUUUGGAGCAAUUCUUAGAUAUUAUAUAAGUAAAUUGAAUCAUAAAGAUUUUCCAUUUGGUACUUUAAUAUGCAAUUUAAUUGCUGUUUGGAUAGCUGAAGUACUCUUGAUGUCUAAAAUCAAUUUUGAUGAUAAUAAUAAUACGAUUAUAAAUACUGUCUUAAAAGGAUUUUGUGGUAGUCUAUCAACAGUUUCUACAUGGAUUAAAGAAAUUUGCACAAUAUAAUCAAUUGAAAUACGAUUUUGUUAUUAUUGGAUUUCUAUAUUUUUGAGUGUUUAUAUUAGUUUAAUUAUAUCUUAAUAUUUAUAUUGA